Messenger RNA from Zonotrichia leucophrys gambelii, 2235 nucleotides. RefSeq names its product gliomedin (gene GLDN). The record is from RefSeq and is a predicted model, not a curated record. The coding region runs from base 27 to 1559 and encodes 510 amino acids. Gene Ontology annotation, cellular component: cell surface. NCBI's taxonomy places the organism in Eukaryota, Metazoa, Chordata, Aves, Passeriformes, Passerellidae. Gene Ontology annotation, biological process: signal transduction. The transcript is spliced from 10 exons.
CGGAGCGCUGCGGGCGCGGCGGGGCGAUGGAGGCGGCGGGCGGGCGGGCGCUGCUGGCCGCCGUGGGGCUGCUGUCGGCGCUGAGCGCCGCGGGCACGCUGUUCCUGCUGGCGCAGUGGCGGGAGCUGGGCGCGGCGCUGCGGGAGCUGGAGGCGGCGGCGGGGAACGGCUCCGUGCGGGGGCUGCCCCCCGCGCCCGCUCCCGCCGCCCGCACCAAGCGCAGCCGCCGCGGGGAGCGCGCCCGCGCACACGUGCGCGCCGACAGCGACGAGAUGAUGAUGAUGCUCACCUACUCCAUGGUGCCGGUCCGAGUGAUGGUGGAUUUGUGUAACAGCACAAAAGGGAUAUGUUUAACAGGCCCCCCAGGACCCCCAGGGCCUCCUGGGCUGCCUGGCUACAAUGGAACAGAUGGAAUUCCAGGAGCUCCAGGACAAAAAGGAGAACCAGGAGUAAAUGGAAAAAGAGGAAAAAUAGGUUUGCCAGGACCAAAAGGUGAUCAAGGACAGAAAGGAGAACCAGGAGAAAUGGGUUUGCCUGGCAAGGAUGGUAUGCCAGGAGGAAAAGGUGCAAGGGGAUCCAAGAGAAAAAAGGGGGAUGCAAACAAUGAUGUGAUAUUAGAAGGUGCAAAAGGUGAGCCUGGACCACCUGGGCCUCCUGGACCCCCAGGGCCUCCAGGUAAACGUAAAGGUAAAGCCAAAGUGGAGCUUCAGGAGAACAUCUACAGCAGCAAAUGCACAGAUGAGAUAUGUGGUGUACCAAAUGAUGAUACCCUUGCUGGAAAGGCUGAAGACAGAACCCCAGAACCCCCUUCAAAAAAAGCUGAAUGUGUCAUAACGUCUGUAGGAAGUCCUGAUCAGUAUGUCAGUGUACAGCAAACGUUUGGAACUUGGAUGAGGGAACCUGCAAACAUAAGUGAUGAAAGGAUUUGGCUCACAAUGCAUUUUUUAGGAAACUAUAUAAAAGAAUAUGAAAAUUUCGAUGCCUUGCUGAAUGGCAGCUACAGGAUCAUUAACAUCACAGGACUUUUCUAUGGAUGUGGUCAUGCCGUACGAAACAAUCAUCUCUACUAUCAUCAGGGAGGAACCAGUUACAUUCAGAAGUUCGGGCUUGAUAAAGACUCGCAGCACACCCUGCACAUCAAAAAGGCCUUACACCAGGGCAAGAACUACCUCUUCUCUAACUCCAAGACGUAUUUCAACAUAGCAGUGGAUGAGAAGGGUCUUUGGAUUAUAUAUGCCUCAAGCAUUGAUGAAAAUAUAAUGGUAGCCAAUGUUGAUGAAGAAAGCUUCUCAGUCAAUUGGCACAUCAAUACCACCUAUCCUAAAUCCAAGGCUGGUAAUGCAUUCAUAGCCUGUGGCAUUCUGUAUGUUACUGACACUAAGGACACGACAGUAAGUUUUGCUUUUGAUUUACUGAAAGGGAAGCAGAUUGAUGCAAGGUUUAAGUUACGGUCUUCACAGUCUAUUCUUGCUAUGCUGUCGUACAGUCUGCGAGACAAGAAUUUGUACACGUGGGAGAAUGGAAGCUUAAUGGUAUACCCAGUCCGUUUUGGCACAUGAAUAUAUUUUCACAUGCCACCUUUGACUAAAGCAUCUGUUUAAACUCUAUGACAUACACAUGGGGGUCUCUUCACUUGGAAUAAUUUUCUGUUUGCUGCUGGUGGUGUGUAAGUGUGUAUGAAAGGGAGAUCGGGUGCCUUUGUAUAAACACACUUCAAUUUCAUAGGCCAUCCUCGUCUUUUUAAAAAAUUGUUGUUCACUAUUGCAGAUAGCACACAGCAUAGACAUACUUUUGUUUUUCCUGUUACUCAGCUGAUAAUUGUGUCUAAUGUACAUUGAUUAUUCCAUCAGCAGAGACUAUUUGUAACUUGUAUUUACAAUCAUCUUCUCUGCAAUCAUUUUCUAGUCAGUGAUGACAGUCUAAUAUAAACACCUAAAUAAUGAACUUUUGUGUACAAAUACCUUUGUCACUUUCAUUUAAUUUCCAUGGAUUCUGUGUGACCACUUUUUCUGGACAAAAUUUUAAAACUCUUAAAAUGGAAAUACUUGUUUAAAUAGGAAAAAAAGCAGAAAGCUUAAAAUUUGACAAGUCAAAUCAAGUGUUAAUAAUCAAAAGCAAAAUCCAGCUAAAGGAAAAUGGGAAUAAUGACAUUAAAUACAACUGAUUAGACAUGAAUUGUGUUUCUUUAAAAUUAAAGGCAUAACCUUUAUGAUUAAAAUUUCAUUUUUAACGGUA